GACAGUUAAACCUUUUGCUGCGGGAAUAUGAAGAACAAGGAAGACAUCAUAACCUGUCAUCAGAUAUCAUAUCCAGACUAAAAAAUAUGAAGUCAGUAUCCACCCUGGCAAGUAAUAAUGCGGUGGAAUAUGUCAGACGCGAUGAUGAGGAAUAUUUUCAGAAACUACGAUUUGUUGUUGGAAAGCCGUGGGAAUUCUCAAAAAGGCACAAAGAGCUUCAGAAUCAGCUUCGAUGGCACCCUGAUCUAUACCUACGACAGAGAAAAACCAAGUUGAAUGAAGACGUGUCAGACAGAUGUAUGGCAGAGCUGAUGGGGACCAACUCUUACUCCAAACGGACAUGUGAGAUUAGUGACUUCUGUAUCCAGAUGAUGACCACAACCGGCCUGUCUGGCUACGGAAUUACCCACCAGCUGCUCUGGACUGUACUGGCGGAACAGCACGGUUGUGGGUCGACCCUGAACAAGAUGUUGACAGAGAAAGGACUGAGAUCACUAGAGGACUACAGGGAGGAGUUUUGUGCCAACAAUUUUUAUGAGAUGACUGAUUUUAUCAACAUACAUCUCCAUGGUAUCAUCUCACCAAAGUUCCAAGAUCUAUUUUUGGAACAGCGUAUGUAUUUCCUUCGACUGAAAACAGCACUUCAGUAUUUAUGA
Messenger RNA from Mizuhopecten yessoensis (Yesso scallop), 656 nucleotides. RefSeq names its product UPF0764 protein C16orf89 homolog. NCBI's taxonomy places the organism in Eukaryota, Metazoa, Mollusca, Bivalvia, Pectinida, Pectinidae. Gene Ontology annotation, cellular component: membrane; cytosol. The transcript has 3 exons. The annotation marks the transcript as partial. The record is from RefSeq and is a predicted model, not a curated record.